GCUUUAUGGGAUCUGUAGUGUCUCGUGAGCUGCCGCAGUCCGCUCAGGCGCCGCCCGGAGGGGGGCUCUCGGGCUCCCUCUGGAGGAAAGCCGUUAGCCGGGGCCGGGCUGCCGUGCGAGUUAUCUGGCAGCCGCGGCGGCGGCGGCUGCUGUAGCCGUCGCCGCCAGAGACGGCUCUCCCGUUAGCGAACUUCCCCGUCGGGUUGGGUGCGGCGGAGGCUCAGUGCCGCCCCAGGACCCGGCGCUGAGGGGAGAGUUACGCGCCCUGGGCUCGGGCGAUGAUGCUAGGAGGAGUUCGAGCGACCGCGCGCAGGCGCCCAUAGCGGAGACCCAUCGCCUGAAGAAAAACAUAGCUGGAGCCCGUGGCGAGUCUUCCCCGGGUCUUCCUAAACGCCGACGGCGACGGCGACGGCGACGGAGGCGUCGGCGCCCCUGGUGGCAGUGGUGGCGACGCCCGAAGAGGCGGAAGAAGAAGAAGCGGCGGAAGCGGCCGCGAUCGCGGUCGGCCAGCAUCCAGAAGCCCUGUCUCCAGCCGGACGAGGUAUGCGCGGAGCCUGCGACUGCGGCUGCGGCUCUCGGGUCUCCUUCCCGCCAGCCUUCCCCGUCUCCGUUGCCCACACUCCGAAAAGUUCGACCGCCACCGCCACCGCCACCACGGCGUCGGAGACGCAGACGACGGACCAUGGAACUCGAGAACCUAGUGGCCAACACUCUGCUGCUGAAGGCUCGUCAAGCAGGACUUAACAAAAAGAGUGGUCGUAGUAGAAAGUGGAGAGAGAUCCUGAAGUUGCCCCCAGUCAGCCUGUGCUGUGAGCUAAGAGAUUCCAUCGAAAAGGAUUUUAAUAGCCUUUGUGACAAGCAGCCAAUAGGAAGACUUCUUUUCAGACAAUUCUGUGAUACAAAACCAGAUCUAAAGAGAUGCGUUGAAUUCUUGGAUGCAGUGGCAGAGUAUGAAGUUACUAUUGAAGAGGAGCAAAGAGAGUUUGGGCUAUCCAUCUUAAAUAGAUUCUUCAAAGAGAAGUCAGAAGUCCACUUACCAGAGAUACCUCUAGCUGUUGUGAAAGAAUGUAAAACGAAUCUGAAGGGGAAUUCCUCCUGUAAGAAUGUUUUCGAGGAGUGCACUAGAAUUGUCUAUACGUAUUUGAGUGGAAAACCAUUUGAAGAAUACCAAGACAGUACAUACUUCGGUCGAUUUUUACAAUGGAAAUGGCUAGAAAGGCGGCCAGUAACAAAGAACACGUUCAGACAUUAUAGAGUUCUAGGAAAAGGCGGAUUUGGAGAGGUUUGUGCCUGCCAAGUACGAGCUACAGGAAAAAUGUACGCCUGCAAAAAACUAGAAAAAAAGAGAAUAAAGAGGAGGAAAAGUGAAGGGAUGGCUCUGAAUGAAAAAAGAAUCUUAGAAAAAUUGCACAGUAGAUUUGUAGUUAAUUUAGCCUACACUUAUGAAACCAAGGAUGCCUUGUGUUUGGUGCUAACCAUUAUGAAUGGAGGGGAUUUGAAGUACCACAUUUACAACCUGGGCAACCCUGGCUUUGAGGAGCCGAGAGCUGUGUUCUAUGCUGCAGAGCUAUGUUGUGGCUUGGAAGAUUUACAGAAGGAAAGAAUUGUAUACAGAGACCUAAAGCCAGAGAAUAUCCUCCUGGACGAUCAUGGACACAUCCGAAUUUCAGAUCUUGGUCUAGCUCUGGAAGUCCCAGAAGGGGAGACAGUUCGAGGAAGAGUUGGUACUGUUGGCUACAUGUCUCCAGAAAUUAUCAAUAAUGAAAGGUAUGCAUUUAGUCCUGAUUGGUGGGGACUUGGCUGUCUGCUAUAUGAAAUGAUUGCGGGACACUCUCCAUUCAAAAAAUAUAAAGAGAAAGUCACCCGGGAGGAAGUGGAAAGAAGAGUGAAGAAUGAAACGGAGGAGUAUUCUGAGAAGUUUUCAGAGGAUGCCAAGUCCAUCUGCAGCAUGUUACUCAUCAAGGAUCCAACUCAUCGGCUAGGCUGUCAGAGUGAUGGAGCCGCUGCUGUAAAGCAGCACCCAGUGUUCAAGGACAUUAACUUCAGCAGGCUGGAAGCAAAUAUGUUAGAUGCCCCUUUUUAUCCUGACCCUCAGGCCAUUUAUUGUAAGGAUAUCUUGGAUAUUGGCCAGUUCUCUGUGGUGAAAGGAGUCAACCUGGACAGCAGUGAUGAAACUUUCUAUGCCCAGUUUGCUACUGGGAGUGUCACCAUCCCCUGGCAGAAUGAGAUGAUUGAAUCUGGAUGUUUCAAGGACCUCAAUGAAAGUGAAGAUGGGGAAGAUUCAUCAGCACAUAGAAAAGACAAGUUGUGUCCCUCCAUUCUCAGACCAAAGGGAAAUGUCUUACGUAGAAUCUUCAGAAGAGGGGGCUGCCUGACCAUUGCCCCCAGUGAGGAGAGGGAGUCAACACAACGCUGACGGUUCACUGUGCAGACCACAGAGCGAGACCCUGGUAUUAAGAAGGAAUCUGUCACAUACUCAGUGUCUUGUCCUUCCCAUGAAUUGUAAUAAACAGUCUGUGACACUGUUUAUAA
Phodopus roborovskii (desert hamster) is the source of this 2532-nucleotide messenger RNA. RefSeq names its product G protein-coupled receptor kinase 4 (gene Grk4). Gene Ontology annotation, cellular component: cytoplasm. The record is from RefSeq and is a predicted model, not a curated record. The transcript is spliced from 16 exons. Gene Ontology annotation, molecular function: G protein-coupled receptor kinase activity; ATP binding. The coding region runs from base 683 to 2416 and encodes 577 amino acids. NCBI's taxonomy places the organism in Eukaryota, Metazoa, Chordata, Mammalia, Rodentia, Cricetidae. Gene Ontology annotation, biological process: signal transduction; regulation of signal transduction; protein phosphorylation.